CUAGCGGAGAAGUUCCUAACGCACUUUGCGGCCAACAGAAGGCAAAGGCUGCCCUACUCCCACCUGCUCAACAUAUGCAUCCUCAAAGGAGAGAAGGUCCGCGACUUGAUAGUCCGGUGGGAGAAGGAGGCUAGGGACGUGCACGGGGCUGAUGACCAAGCUUUGGUGGCCGUGUUCCAAGAGGCCCAUCUCCGCGGGGAAGUGAGGAAGGAGCUCCGCAAGAAUCCUCCCCCCCCCCACGUACCAAGAGACCUUGGCACGCGCUAUGUUCUUGUCCUCGGAGGAGUUCGACGAUGCUCUCGACUCCGAGGCUGCGCCGAUUAAGCGAGCUCCUGCAGAUUCAGGGGAGAUAGCGAAGAAGAGGAGGAAGAAGAAAGACUACACCGCGGGCCCGAGGACGCCCUCGGCCGGAGUGUACUCCGUGGGCGCGCACGUGGGGACGGGUCAAGAGCUUGCCCUCUCCCCGCUCCCUCACGUAGAGGUCUACGCGGUGUCCGGCGGUAGCAAGUAUUGCGAGUAUCAUCGCAACAACACUCAUAACACUAAGGAAUGCUUCACUCUUCAGAAGGAGAUGCAGCGACUCAUCGCCCGAGGGCCGCCUCCACGAGACAAUGGGGCAACCUCCUCCCGGAGGCCGCCGGAAGGAAGAACUUGGAGAAAGCCGACAGAGCCGAUCACAGUAGCGACGCAAGCAAGGAACCCCGAGAAGAGGCAUAUCGGGCGGGAGUGCGAUGACCUAGACGAAGCCGAAGCCCAAGGAUAUCCGGUGGGGUUUAUCCAUGAGGGAAACAUUGGCGGAGACUCCUUCGCCCAAAGGAAGAGGUGGAAGCACAUGGCCUUUGUUGCCAAAGUCCAUCAGGCUCCGACGCCCAAGCUUGGAAGACUAGAACAAAUCCAAUUCACGGAGAAGGAUCUUCCGAACACGCCGAGCCCCCACCGAGACACAUUGGUCAUAAGGAUAGAGAUUAACGAUGCCAUAGUGAACCGCACCUUGGUGGACACGGGAAGCUCAGUCAACAUAAUGUAUGAGAAAACAUUCCAAUACCUCGGCUUGAACCGCAAGGACUUAAGGCCUAUGCGCACUUCUCUCUCCAAAUUCACGGGGGACUCCAUCGAGGCCGAGGGAGUCAUCGCCGUGCCCGUGAUAAUAGGGGAUGGUGCGCACAAGCCCAAGCUGAAGAUGGAGUUCAUGGUUGUAAGCAUCAACUGCGCGCACAACAUGAUUCUGGGACGGCCCGUCCUUGAGGACUUGGAAUGUGUGAUCUCCCUGUACUACUUGUGCAUGAAGUUUCCCACUCCGUCCAGGAUCGGGGUGGCGAGGGGAAACCAGAAGUUAGCUCGAUCGUGCUACGUCCGAAUCACGAAGAAGUUGCCAAGGGAUGAGACGCUGGUCGUGCACGCGCUGGAGGAAAUGCACAAGUUGGAAGCACGACCGAAGGCCGAGCCCGCCGAGGAAGUCGAGGAAGUGCCGCUCGUGGUGGGGGCCGGGGUGUUACAGCUCGACCCGCGGACACCCGAGCGGAAGGUUAAGGUUGGGGCGAGCCUAACAGGGAGCCAGCGGAAACGCUUGGUGGACGUGCUCUCCGCCUACCGCACGAUCUUCGCAUGGGGACCCGGGGAUAUGCCGGGGGUGGACCCCAAGAUCAUAUGUCACCGCCUGGCGGUCAAUCCGGAGUCUAGGCCGGUGAAGAAGAAGAAGCGGUUCCUCUCGUCCGAGCGGAGGGAGUUUGUCUCCAAGGAACACUUGACCGGAAAGUUGGCGACGCUCAGCCAUUUCCUCUCCAAAGUGGCAGAUCGAGCCGCUCCCUUCUUCCAAGCCGUGAAAAAGUCUCGAGGAUUCGUAUGGACGGAAGACUGCCAGCAAUCCUUUGAAUCUCUGAAAUCUUAUCUCCUUUGUCCGCCAGACCUCCCCAAGCCCGAGCCCGGAGAGACCUUGUAUCUUUAUUUGCGAGUGUCGCCCAAGGCACUAAGCUCGGUCCUAGUCCGAGAAAAAGGCGGAGCUCAGCACCUAGUGUACUACACGGUGAAGACACUGAGGGGUGCCGAGCUCAGGUACUCAGUGGCCGAAAAGACGGUCCUAGCCGUAGUGUCAACUGUGCAGCGGUUGACGCCUUACUUCCAAGCUCACCCGGUCCAGGUGCUCUCCCAACAGCCCAUAGGUGCGCUGCUCAGGAGUCUGAACGCGCCCUCUUGCAUGUCCAAGUGGGCGGUGUUCCUUGGAGCCUUCCAGAUCGAGUUCAAGCCAAGGCCGGCGAUCAAGGGACAAGCGUUGGCCGACUUCAUGUGUCGAGCAGAUCCCUCGGGUGGAGAAUGCCGAGGCAGAUUUCUUGCCGAAGCUGAGCUCAAACACGCCCGAGCACAUCAGGCGGAUGGCAAACGUGGAAGAGCUGUCCGAGCCGAGCAUCCAUGCCUUCCCCGUGGCAAUGAUCUGUGCUCGGCCCAGAGAUUGAACGGACGACAUAGUUGCCUUCCUGAAGGAUGGCGCCCUCCCGGACGAUGCAAUAAAGGCCAAGUUGGUCCAGACAAGGGCACCGGGGUAUACAUUGGAAGGCGAGAAGCUAUACAAGCGAGCGUACAACGGGACGCUACUCAGACGAACGAACAGGUCGAGAAUGCCAACUCAACAAUAGUCGACGGGCUGAAGCAGAAGUUGGAGGCCUGCGGAGGGGAGUGGGCAGAGGAUUUGCCUUAUAUCCUAUGGACCUACCGGACUACGCCUAGGAGGGCAACCGGGGAAACCCCCUUCGCCUUGUGCUACGGAUUCGAGGCAAGGGCCCCUGUAGAGAUCUCCAUCGCAACUCACCAGGAGGAGAUCUUCGACCCUGAGCGUAACGAAGAAGCCCUGGCAGCCGAGCUCCAUCUCCUACACGAGAGGCGAGAAGCGGCCUUCAUACGGGCAGAGAAUUACCGAAAAAAGGUGAAGAGCUACCGUGACGGGCAUGUGCACGCACGGGGGUUCAUCGAAGGAGAUUGGGUGCUGCGCAAGAGGUUCGUAAGCCGCCCCCUAGAAGAUGGAAAAUUUGCCAAGAAUUACGAAGGCCCUUACAUCAUCAAAGAAGUGGUAGGCCCCUCGACGUUCCGCCUGCAGACGCCGAGUGGAGGGGAUGUGCCCAGGACUUGGAAUGCCGAGAACUUGGUUAAGGCCAACACUGUCCAAAUGUUUUCCCCGGGCGAAGGUCUAACAAUAUGUGCUCGGCACUCCUCCCCAGAAGAAGAGCCGAGCACAGACCAUACCCGGACGUUUUCCCCUGGUGAAGGUCUAAACAUUCGUGCUCGGCACUCCUCCUCAAGAGAAGAGCCGAGUGCAGACCAUACCCAGACGUUCUUUCCAGAUGAAGGUCACAUUCGUGCUCGGCACUCCUCCUCAGGAGAAGAGCUGAGCGUAGACCAUACUCAGACGUUCUUCCCGGAUGAAGGUCAAACAUCCGUGCUCGGCACUCCUCCUCGGGAGAAGAGCCAAGCGCAGACCAUACCCGGACGUUUUUCCCGGAUGAAGGUCACAUUCGUGCUCGGCACUCCUCCUCAGGAGAAGAUCCGAGCAUAGACCACAUCCAUACUCCUCCUCAGGAGAAGCCGAGCGCAGACCAUACCCGG
Molecule: messenger RNA, 3594 nt
Organism: Cuscuta campestris
Lineage: Eukaryota; Viridiplantae; Streptophyta; Magnoliopsida; Solanales; Convolvulaceae
Source: the annotation of a GenBank genome assembly